Onychostoma macrolepis is the source of this 1778-nucleotide messenger RNA. RefSeq names its product HMG box-containing protein 4-like. Lineage: Eukaryota; Metazoa; Chordata; Actinopteri; Cypriniformes; Cyprinidae. Bases 138 to 1544 code for a protein of 468 amino acids. The record is from RefSeq and is a predicted model, not a curated record. The transcript is spliced from 12 exons.
UUAUUAAAUAAUUGUCACAGAUCGUUCCGCCUGUCCGCUGGAGGCGCGCGAGAUGACGUCACACGCUCGAACAGUCGCGCGAGAAACUGACCUCGCAGCGCAGAGCCAAGAUGGCGGCAGCAGACGCUUGAUACUCGAUGAAGAUGGAGGGUGAGGUGAGUCUGGUCGCCGGCCGCAGUCAGAGAGAAAAGAGAAGAUCCUACAAAGAUCUGCUGAGAGAAGAAGAGAUCAUCGAUGCAGAGGUGCGCAAGACCUCCAAGAAAUGGCUCAAGGACGCUGAUGCCUUUUACACCGGCGGUGAGCUUCAGAAGAAGAAGCACUAUGAGGAUCAUUUCUACAGAGAUCAUCACAGCAGCUCCGGAUCUCAUCACAAGAAGAAGAAGCGCUCGCUCCUGACGCUCCCGGACGCGGCGGGCUCGCCUCAGACGGCCGUGACGGCGAUGGGUCUCCUGCAGGCCAUCACCUCUCCCACCACCGAGGCGCCGUACCCCUCGAAGGACUCCAGAAAGCAGCCGCGGGUGGUGCGCGAGGGGCUGCCGGUGGUGGGCGAGGAGGUGGAGCUGGAAGGUCAUUACGGCGGAUGUCACGAUGCGGCCGACAGCAGCGGCUCGUCCUCCGCUGACGACAGUGAAUGUGGGAAACUCACGAUCCACGAAUCCUCGUCACACAGCGGCAGCAGGAAGAAGAAGAAGAGCAAGAAGAGCAAGAAAAAGAAGGAGCGCGACCAUUCACGUGAGAAGAAACACAGCAGUAAAUCAGCCAAGAGAACGGCGGCAGCCAACGGCAGCGCGGAAUGGAGCGCUUACACUACAGGCCAUCACAGCCACGAGGAGAAGAGGAGGAAGAGAGAGGACGGAGGCAAACGCAAGAGCAAAGACAAGAAGAAGAAGGUCUUGACAGCGUAUCAGAUCUUUUAUAAGGAGUACAGAAGCAGCAUUCUGGAAGAAGAGCCAGGCCUCGAUUUUGGAGAUUUGAGCAAAAGACUGGCUGAUGCUUGGAAGCAGCUACCGGAGGGAGACAAAGAGGUGUGGCGAGAGCGAUCUCAGUACCUGCAGCGGAAGCAGAUGAAGUCUGAGAGCGGCAAACACAUCAAGCACGUCAAACAGCAGCACGCGUCCCGAGCGCUCAAGGACAGCGGCAGGGUCAAAGGGCAUCACUCAGGCGUGGCCGUGGCUCCAGCAGGAGGCGCUGUUGUGUUGAAGAGGCAGGAAGCAGCAGUCGCUCCGGCCCAGAACGGAUCAGCGCCGCGGCCGGCACACACUGCCACGCUCUCCCCGCUCAGAGACCCAGACGUGGAUCCCAUCGACGCGGCCGCACACCUGCAGCUGCUGGGAGAGUCUCUGAGUCUGAUCGGACGCAGGCUGCAGGAGACUGAGGGGAUGGUGACGGUGUCCGGCUCUCUGUCGGUUCUGCUGGACUCGGUCUUGUGUGCUCUGGGUCCGCUGGCCUGUCUCACCACUCAGGUCCCAGAACUCAACAGCUGUCCACAUCAUGUGCUGUCAAACACUCUGGACAACAUCGCCUACGUGAUGCCGGGUUUGUGAAGGACUCGUGCUGAUGUCCCGAUGGUGCUGCGAGCUGCUCCUCAGCGUCUCCUCCGGCUCUGAUCAAACCUUCUAAAGACUUUACGACUCGCGCAGUUUUGCACUGGAUGAACUCACACACUUCGACUUUUAACCUGCUUCUUAAACCUGCGCUCCAUUUUUAUCUGAUCUAAUGUUGAUUUUGUAUUUCUGUUGUUUUUCCUCAAUAAAAUCCAUUUUAGUAUGUUCUUUUAA